Anopheles stephensi (Asian malaria mosquito) is the source of this 472-nucleotide messenger RNA. RefSeq lists its product as uncharacterized. Bases 145 to 435 code for a protein of 96 amino acids. The transcript is spliced from 2 exons. Lineage: Eukaryota; Metazoa; Arthropoda; Insecta; Diptera; Culicidae. The record is from RefSeq and is a predicted model, not a curated record.
AUAUUCACCUCACCCACUGUACGUGCUUCGUGGAUACUUCUUCCUAUCAACAAACGCUAGCUUCUUCAGCUUCAAACAAAACCGUGUUAAAAACAGUGCCUACCCAAAUCUGUGAUUCUUUCCAUUCCAGUUGAAAAGUGCAAUAUGGAGCCUUGUCCACUGCAGAAGGAAAUCCAAACUACAAAUGACACGAUAGCAGCUUUGCGCGAACGCGUUCGAAGAAUGGAAAGGAACUUGAACGAUCCUACCCUGCCCGAAGAACGAAGACGCGAAUUAUCACUCGAGCUGAAGGAAAUCGCAAAACUGCUGGAAACGAAUGAAGAGCAGUUGAAAAAGAUGCACAAGGAAAAUUCCAAGUCAUUCGCAGUAGCUGCCUGUUUGUUCUUCAUCUGUUUUCUGGUCUACGGGCUGUACGUGCUUGUGAACGGAGUAUGACUGAUUCGUCGGAAAUACACAGCACCAUUAAACGAAA